CCUUGUUGUUCCUCGUUCGCGUCCUCUCCUCUUCUGCUCCGCCGGGCCCCUGGGUAUUCCGUUAUGACACCCAAAAGGGUCCGGAACUGCCUUAGGCCUUGUACGAAUCUGACCCCGUUGCCACCCAACGUCACCGGAGACGCGCCGACAGAUCAACAUUACUCCGUCCCAAUAUUCCAUCGGCCACCUCGCACGACCAUCACCGCGACUCUAGCUCUCACUCUCCUAUGGCCCACAGGUAACCCUGGCACACGAUGCAGUGCCCGGUAUGUGAAAGCACGCGCGACAAGCUCUACUGCCCCCCAUGUCUGCAGGAAGGCGUCAACGGGCACACGGCGAUGAAGCACGAGAUCGCGGGGCAGGUCGCGACGGCGCGCGCGACCGCUGAGCGGCUGCUGGAAGGUGGCGACGCACCCGGCGCCACGGCAUGGCGCGAGCUGCGCGCCGCCGUCGCCGCGGGGGAGGCGCGGGUGGCCGCGCUCCGGGCGAAGAUUGCGCGCGUAGCAGACGAGGCGGCAAGAAUACGCGCGUCCACUGCCUCCGCGGCGACUGUGCGUUUGCGGCGGCAGACGCUGGAGGAUGCCAUGCGCGCCGUCCCCUCCGACGAGGAGGUGGCGGCGCGCACAGCUGCUGUGCGGCAGCAGCAGCGCGAGGUCGGCAAGCGCAUAAUCCAGGCGCGCAAGGUGCUUGUGCGCGAAGCCGUCGACGUAUUUGGCGUGCAGCGUACUCGCGACUGGGAGAUUGCUGGCCUCGAGCUCCCGCCGCCAGACCUGUUUAGGGUCCACCCCUCGGCGACGAUCAACGCGGCUCUCGUACACACCGUGCACCUCGUCUCGCUCCUCAUGUCCUACCUUUCGCUCGCGCUUCCUUUCGAGCCCGCUUGGCCGUCGGGCACGCACAUCGGCCGGCCCGUGAUGGGGCCCAACGUGCCGCUGCUCGCGACCAAGAAGUUCCGCGACAGGAAACACGUGCUGUGGAUGUCGUCGACGGCGCCGGCCCUCGCCAGGUCGCGCAAGGGCGGUUUCUCCGUCCUCCGUGGCUCAGCGCUCGCGGCAGUUCUAGCGCGCAGCGCGAGCAAGCACCGCUCGACGCUCACCGCGUUCGCGCUGCUCGCGCACAGCGUCGCGUACCUCGCGUACACGCAGGGCGUGGGCGGCAUCGGGAUCGCCGACGCGUCUGAAGAGGACGUGGCGGAGGGCGUGCUCGUCAGCGCGACGAAUGUGCUCGAGCUUAUCGCGCUGACUGCCGAGAGCUCGGAUCUGGGCGUGCGCGCACACGAGCCUGGCACCACGCAGACGAUGCGACACAUCGGCUUCGGGCUGGAUGUUAAUAAGGUUGUCGAGAGCGUGUUGGCCGCUGAGCGGGCUCGGUGGGGCGGCUCGGAUGAGGGCCAGGAGGAACUUAGUGAGGGGUGGGAUAUGCUCGACGAGGAGAAGGACUCAUAGAGGCAGAGAAGGAAGUGUUGUUGUAGCACCAGUCGACAUAAUCUGGCGUGUGCAAUGUAAUGCAA
This is a messenger RNA of Cutaneotrichosporon oleaginosum, 1510 nucleotides long. RefSeq lists its product as uncharacterized. NCBI's taxonomy places the organism in Eukaryota, Fungi, Basidiomycota, Tremellomycetes, Trichosporonales, Trichosporonaceae. Gene Ontology annotation, molecular function: SNARE binding. Gene Ontology annotation, cellular component: lytic vacuole; endosome. Gene Ontology annotation, biological process: SNARE complex assembly. The record is from RefSeq and is a predicted model, not a curated record.